Penicillium maclennaniae is the source of this 786-nucleotide messenger RNA. RefSeq lists its product as uncharacterized. The record is from RefSeq and is a predicted model, not a curated record. The coding region runs from base 1 to 786 and encodes 261 amino acids. The transcript is spliced from 3 exons. Lineage: Eukaryota; Fungi; Ascomycota; Eurotiomycetes; Eurotiales; Aspergillaceae.
AUGGACAAAGACACAGGCGACAAGAUCCACCCCUCUGCCUCGGCCACGCAAGUGAGCCCCCAAACCACUCCCGCUAAGGAGCCUCUCCUAGGCCACGACUCUGAGAUGGACAAUCGCAAAGCCCUCCGCGACGCCCGCCGCACCAAGCAGAUUCAAAUCCUGCGUAUUGUGCAGAGCAUGCUGUCUGCCUUGCUCUCCCUCGCUAUCGCCAUCUUCCAGGGCAAGGUGUACUGGACUUACCAGAACACCAAGUCCGAUGCCGAGGCGUGGCCAUCUAAGCCCAAUUUCGUCCCAACGCUCCUAAUGUUCAGCGUCGCGCUUGCGGCGCUGGUGUUUGACGGGUCUAUGCUAGUUGCGUAUAUGGCACCCGGCAGCAAAUUCUCGAGAUGGGCGGUUAUGGUUGGCGGCGCCGCUCAUUACAUCGUGACCUCAAGCAAGACGGUUGGCUACGCCAUCUCAUCGAUUAUCUCCAUGACGAGUUACAACUAUGGCAACGACUCGGGCACACACACGGACUUGUGGAGCUAUACUUGCACGGACCAUGCAGCCAACAUGGACUCCUUGAUCCAGGCCUCCUCGAACUGUACUACUCAGUGGGCAUCCUGGGGCUUCGCUCUGGGGCAGCUCUUCAUCGAGGCCAUAGGAUGGGUCAUAUCCGCUCUGGCCUUUCGCCAGGGCGAGAAGAAGUUGAGCGAACAGGCUGUGGAUGAGAGAUUCACGGCGUACAGCGCAGAUGUCAACGGCCAAUUGAACGACGUCACGCCGCAGUUUGAUUUCAAGUCUUGA